This is a messenger RNA of Alexandromys fortis (reed vole), 2980 nucleotides long. It is a transcript of the gene Trip6, whose product is annotated as thyroid hormone receptor interactor 6. The record is from RefSeq and is a predicted model, not a curated record. The transcript is spliced from 9 exons. The coding region runs from base 325 to 1767 and encodes 480 amino acids. Gene Ontology annotation, cellular component: stress fiber; focal adhesion; cytoplasm. NCBI's taxonomy places the organism in Eukaryota, Metazoa, Chordata, Mammalia, Rodentia, Cricetidae. Gene Ontology annotation, biological process: positive regulation of non-canonical NF-kappaB signal transduction; signal transduction.
UCUCUGAGCAGCUUGCAGCCCACCCUGUGGCUUGGCUCCGGAGGAGGGCGGUUCUUUCUUAACAGGAGGGGGCCAGAGAGAGGAGGGAUUGCAGAUUAGGGUUUAAGGGGACCACGUGACCCUCCCCCAGGAAUGCGGUGACGUCAGGGGGCGUGGUCGUCCCCAAAAUUGGGGAGGAAGGGGAAAAAAAAGCCAGAAAAAGUUUCUUUGCGGGAGUCCCAAACGGGGCGGGGGACGGAAGGAGAGGAAAGGGGCUCAAGGCUCCGGGCUCCGGGCUUGUGGGGGCCCUGACCUCUGUCUGGAGUGGAGUAACCAUUCCAGACCAUGUCGGGACCCACCUGGCUUCCCCCGAAGCAGCCAGAGCCCUCCAGAGUCCCUCAGGGAAGAGCGCUUCCCCGAGGCGCCCUGGGGCCGCCACCGGCCCACGGAGCAACACUCCAGCCCCACCCCAGGGUCAAUUUUUGCCCCCUCCCACCUGAACAAUGUUACCAGCCUCCGGGGGUACCGGACGACCGGGGGCCUUCCUGGGUGGGAUCCCACGGAGCACCCCAGCGCCUGCAGGGGCUCCCGCCAGACAGGGGCGUCAUCCGCCCUGGAAGCCUGGAUGCUGAGAUCGAUUCGCUCACCAGCAUGUUGGCGGAUCUGGACGGAGGUCGCAGCCAUCCUCCUCGACGACCAGACCGACAGGCUUUUGAGGCCCCUCCACCCCAUGCUUACCGUGCAGGCUCCCUGAAGCCCAGUGGAGGUGCGGGUCCAAACCCUAUGCUCCCAGCAUCCCCUUAUGGUGGACCUACCCCAGCCUCCUAUGCUACCGCCAGCACUCCGGCUGGCCCUGCUUUCCCCGUGCAAGUGAAGGUGGCUCAACCUGUGAGAGGCUGUGGACUGCCUAGGCGGGGAGCCUCUCAGGCCUCUGGGCCUCUUCCGGGCCCCCACUUUCCUUUGCCAGGCCGUGGUGAAGUCUGGGGGUCUGGCUAUAGGGGUCACCGUGAGCCAGGACCAGGGGUUAAGGAGGAAGCUGCUGGGAUACAUGGCCCUGCAGGAGGAGGAAGAGGAGGCGGUCAUGGGCCCCAGGUCCCCUUAAGCCAACCUCCGGAAGAGGAGCUGGAGAGACUGACGAAGAAGUUGGUGCAUGACAUGAGCCACCCGCCCAGUGGGGAGUACUUUGGUCGCUGUGGCGGCUGUGGCGAAGAUGUGGUUGGCGAUGGAGCUGGGGUUGUGGCCCUGGACCGCGUCUUCCAUAUUGGUUGUUUUGUGUGUUCUACCUGUCGGGCCCAGCUCCGGGGCCAGCAUUUCUACGCUGUAGAGAGGAGGGCUUACUGUGAGAGCUGCUACGUGGCCACCCUGGAGAAGUGUUCCACGUGCUCUGAACCCAUCCUGGACCGAAUCCUGAGGGCUAUGGGGAAGGCUUACCACCCUGGUUGCUUCACCUGUGUGGUGUGUCACCGUGGCCUCGAUGGCAUCCCUUUCACCGUGGACGCCACCAGCCAGAUCCACUGCAUCGAGGAUUUCCACAGGAAAUUUGCCCCACGGUGCUCGGUGUGUGGUGGGGCCAUCAUGCCAGAACCAGGUCAGGAGGAGACGGUGAGAAUCGUUGCUCUGGACCGAAGUUUCCACAUUGGCUGUUACAAGUGUGAGGAGUGUGGGCUGCUGCUGUCCUCUGAGGGUGAGUGUCAAGGCUGCUACCCGCUGGACGGGCACAUCUUGUGCAAGGCUUGCAGUGCCUGGCGCAUCCAAGAGCUCUCGGCCACUGUCACCACUGACUGUUGACUCUUCCUGCUGCCGUCUCAGCCCCGUCCGUCGCCUCCCCUCACACCCACCUUUAUUGUUUGUUACCAAAUGCUAUUGCCUCUUCCCCUCUCUGUGAAAUAAUGACCCCUGAAGGGUUUAAAAGGACUCGUGAAUCUGCCGUUUCAUUGGGAUCUUAGAGGGUGAGGGCUGUGUAAGCCUCAGAUUCCAGCACUUGGGAGUUCGGGGACAGCUUGGUCUACAUAGUAAGGUCCAUGCCAGGGCUGGAGAGAUGGCUCAGAGGUUAAGAGCACUGACUGCUCUUCCAGAGGUCCUGAGUUCAAUUCCCAGCAACCACAUGGUGGCUCACAGCCAUCUAUAAUGAGAUCUGGUGCCCUCUUCUGGCAUGCAAAAAUACAUGGAAGGAAUGUUGUAUACAUAACAAAUAAAUAAAUCUUUAAAAAAAAAAAAAACCAAGUAAGGUCCAUGCCAGUGAGGACUCCGUAGUAAGAUCAUGCCUAAAACAAAUGAUAUCUUAUACUUUUUAUUUAUUUUAUUUUUUUGAGAUAGUGUAUCUCUGUGUAACAGCCCUGGCUGUCCUGGAACUCUCUUUCUAGACCAGGCUGGCCUCGAAUUCAUGGAGAUCUGACUGCCUCUGCUUCCUGAGUGCUGGGAUUAAAGGUGUGUGCCACCGUGCCGGGUUGCUAUCCUGCUAUCCUAUGCUUCCGUUGUCAUUACAUCGUUGAUUAGCCCAUUUAUUGUAGGCUGUGGAGUCCUCAAACGGUUCCAUUGCUACUGCUCUUUCAGUUCUUCAGUCUUCUGACAGCAGACUUGGCAAGCCAUGUUGCAGGUCAGGGCCCACCAGCCACGGUUCUCAUGCAGGAACCCCAGUGCCAGGCUUGGUGGCACACACCUUUAAUAUAGAAAUAGGCCUAUUUCCUCGUCUUGGUCUUGCCCUGGAAGGAGCCGAUGCACCUGACAUGCUAGCUGACUUCAGUUUUCUUUGCUGUUUUUCAAAGGGAGUCGGUAUAGCAGGUCCUGUGUUUACCAGUGACGCUGACCUUCUCAGCGCAUUUAACUGUGAUGUUGUGACACAGGCUAGAGACACAUGAAGUGCUUUUUAUUAAGGACCAGUUCUGAUGUACCCCAGGCUACCCUUGAAUCUGAUACACAGCUGAGAUAGCCGAGGCUGUUCUUGAACUCUGGAUCCUUUUGUCUUCACUGCUCAAAUGCUGAGAUUAUAGGAAUGAACCAC